UGGUGCAUUUUCCUAUUUUCACUUCUCUUGUGGUGUGUGAAUUUUACUACAUGCUGGAAAAUCGGUUGUAGUGUGCUUUUAAGGCGAUUUUUGCAAUAAUUUUUCCAACCAAGUAUAAUAAAAUUAUAGAAAAAGCACAUUUGCAGGGUAAACAUUUGCUAGCCAGUAAAAUUUGUGCUAAAGAGUCAAACGAAAAAUCCGAUACAAGCGCUCAAGUAGUGAAAACAAGGAACAACAACACAUCACAACAACAAUCAAGUACCCUCCAAAAUUCAGGUUUUUCGCACGUUUGCCGCCUCUUUUGCCGUGUAUGGGAAACGCUUUGAGUGGUCAAAAAAUAAAUAAAAAAAGGCAAUACAAUAAAAAGGUGUACUAAAUUAAGCUGGAAAUUGCAAAACAAAUCGUUUAAAAGCGAAAUCGUUUGCUGCAAACAAGACAUGACCUUGCCCGGGAAUCCUGUGAUGUCUUCUGUUGAAUUUAACUGCUAUGACACGAUGUCCUAUUCGCCUGAACACAAUGCCUCGCUUACAUUAGAUGACCAUAUUUAUCAACACCGUCCAAGUGUAAACGCUCCGCUACUACAACAGCAACAAGAACAUCAAGACUUAGCAUUGCAAGCGCAACAACAGCCGCUGCAAAUAAUGCAACAAACGCUACCUACAGCAGCACCACCUUUGCAACCCCUAAACAUAACACUACAACAGCAAAAACUAAUAUCACUUGAAAUGCAUGCAACAACGUAUCCACAGCAACGGCAAUGCGAACAAACAUCAGCACAGUUCCCCACAGCGACCGCAUCAGCCACUGUAUUCUCUUCGCUCGAUUUGGCUGUGGAUAAUGUGAUGCCAGGAAUAUACUUGACAAAGAAUUUCAUAGCUUGGAAUGAGGAAAAUUUGCGCUCUCAUGGCUUCACACACAUUAUUAUCAUCGAUAAGCACAUACAAGAAUUAUACUAUCCUUCGCCGAUAUUUAAACUCUCAACCGAAAAUACUGCUGUUGAUGCAUUUGACUCUUAUGAGUAUAUUAGUCAUCCGGCAUGUACUUCACUCAAAUUUGGCAAAGAGUUUGAGGCCAUCGAUUUGAAUUUUGGCGAAAAGUCGUAUUUGACUACAGUGCUGCCGAAUUGCUAUCGCGCAGUCAGAUUCAUAAAUAAAGCUAUACAAGCAGGUGGUACUAUCUUAGUGAUUGAUUGUAACGGGAGCGAGCAGAAGUGCCUCACAAUUGUAGUGGCAUAUCUGAUGUACAAACACAAUAUAAGUUUUAGCAAUGCUUUUGCGCGCCUAAAAGACUACUAUAAAAAGGCUGAUUUGGAUCGUUUUUACAUGAGACAAUUAUAUGAAUAUGAACCCAUACUACAGGUGCAGCGAGCACAAUCGCGCGGUCAGAGCUGCUCACGUGAAAUGCAUUCGGCUAUACUGAAGCGCAAGAAAGACGAUGACGAUAUUGAUGUCAAUGAUUGUAGCAACAAUGGCAUGCCAUUUACCGCUGGAACGGAUAUGAGUAGUACGAAUGAAUUUUUUACCACGUUCAAUCCAUUGUCUAAUUUUCAUGCUGCAACAAAACAAAGAAGUUUAAAUGAAAUAAAUAGCUUGCAUGAAUGCCACCGCCAAAUGCUGCAGCGCAAUCAAUUUAAUAGGACACCGCUGUCACAAACGAACCCUCGUGCUACUGCAAUUUAUACCAACAGGUAUAGCCCUGUCAGCGACGAUUAUACUAUGGAGUAAGAAAAGAACUUAGUUGUACUUUGCAUAGAAUACCUAUAGUUAUAAGUCAAAAUUUGGAAGGCUGCAAGAAAACUGCAAGAAUGUACAUAGUUUGACCGCUCUUCCCCGCAACGGACGGCGAUAUUCCUAGGUUAGUAAUAAUGUAUAUAUACAUCCAUAUAAACUCAGUAUAUAUGUAUGUAGGUACAUACAGAUACAUAUCGUCAAUGUUU
Rhagoletis pomonella (apple maggot) is the source of this 1936-nucleotide messenger RNA. RefSeq lists its product as uncharacterized. NCBI's taxonomy places the organism in Eukaryota, Metazoa, Arthropoda, Insecta, Diptera, Tephritidae. The transcript has 3 exons. Bases 438 to 1724 code for a protein of 428 amino acids. Gene Ontology annotation, molecular function: F-box domain binding; protein tyrosine/serine/threonine phosphatase activity. The record is from RefSeq and is a predicted model, not a curated record. Gene Ontology annotation, cellular component: nucleoplasm; cytoplasm. Gene Ontology annotation, biological process: negative regulation of SCF-dependent proteasomal ubiquitin-dependent catabolic process; negative regulation of protein binding; regulation of ERK1 and ERK2 cascade.